AUGCGUUUCAAUGAUAAAGCGAGGGAAAUAGUCAUGGCAAAUGGUGCUCUCACUGAUGAUAAUGCUAUGUUCUUUUGUGUACACGCAGUAGGAAUCAGAGUGAUUUAUGUACUUGUCGGAAACCUGAUAGAGACUCAAGCAGGUGCUAGGGAUAGAGUGCUAGCCAUUGCGGGAGGACAACAAAAUAUAGUGCCUGUGUCAAGCUUCACGAACUUCAAAAAUUGCCCUUGUUUUCACGAAGUAAAUGAUUAA
Molecule: messenger RNA, 252 nt
Organism: Necator americanus (New World hookworm)
Lineage: Eukaryota; Metazoa; Nematoda; Chromadorea; Rhabditida; Ancylostomatidae
Exons: 3
Coding region: 1-252 (83 amino acids)
Source: RefSeq, a predicted model, not a curated record